GAUUCGACUCAAAAGCACUGAACCGGACGAGUCGGACACCGCAACAGCUGACAACUUUGACUUUGCGCUGUACAGAGUGUACGGCGGGGCUUCAGUCAGCAGCUUCCAAAACAAGAAACGUGCACAGACACAAGGACAGACAAGUUACAGGCACCAGGGAGGAGAGAGUCAAAAAGCUGCGAUGAUUUCAUAGACAACAUUCCCCUUCACUGACGCUAAAGAGUUGCACCACAACGCUUGAAGAACAUGGAUGCACCUGAGGAAUCAAUAAGGAUGACGUCUGAUCCCCAGAGCAAAAUAUAUGUGCAGAAUCCAGACACACACAUACAUCUAGAGCAAGGCCCAUCUGCAAAAUCAGGCAAUGGCAGAGCUCUGGUCCUGUGCUCUGUGUCUGUGGCCUGCCUGAGUGGCUUGCUGAUGGGAUACGAGAUGAGUCUGAUAUCUGGAGCUUUGCUUCAACUCAGGGACGUUUUGACUCUCUCCUGCCCGGAGCAAGAGCAGGUCGUCGGCUCUCUUCUGCUUGGAGCCUUCCUCCUGUCCCUGGGUGGUGGGACAAUCCUGGACCACUACGGACGACGCUUCACCAUCAUCCUCACUGCUCUGUUGUGUGUGUUGGGAACUCUUCUGAGUGUGUGUGUGGUGUCAUUUUGGGCACUAGUGGUCGGGAGAAUGCUGGUUGGGAUGUCAGUGGCGCUGUCAGGCACAGCGUCUUGUUUGUAUGCAGCAGAAGUGGCACCAGCCGCCUGGCGCGGGAGGUGCGUGUGUGUGUAUGAGUUAAUGGUGGUUUUAGGGAUGCUGUUGGGUUUUGGACUGAGCUGGGCGUUCGCUGGGGUUCCGGAUGGAUGGAGGUUUACAUUUGGUGGCGCGCUGCUUCCCGCUUUACUGCAAGCUGGGGUUAUGCCACUUUUGCCAGACAGUCCACGCUUUUUGCUCGCCCAGCAGCGCGAAAAGGAAGCUCAUGCCACUCUGCUUCGACUUCGUGCUGGGAUCAAAGAAGUCGAGCCAGUGGAGGAUGAGCUCCGGGCGAUCCGUUUGGCAAUGGGCGCAGAGCGUCUUCAUGGCUUCCUGGACCUCUUCCAAUCCCGGGACAACAUGCUUCAGAGGCUUCUUGUUGGCGCUGCGCUGGUGUUCUUGCAGCAGGCCACAGGACAGCCUAAUAUUUUAGCAUAUGCCUCGACUGUUCUCAGUAGCGUAGGCUUUCAUGGGAAUGAGGCGGCGACUCUUGCGUCUACAGGGUUUGGUGUGGUUAAAGUGGGUGGAACCAUUCCUGCAAUUUUUCUAGUGGACAAAGUUGGGCCUAAAGCCCUUCUGUGUGUUGGAGUGGUUGUCAUGAUGUUGUCAACAGCAACGCUGGGGGCCAUUACUAUGCAGAGCCGCACACACGUUUCCAGCCUAUGCAGAGGCCCCGGUAAUACAGCAAACUUCACGUUAUUUGAGACCGGAGAUGAGACUGAUAUCCAGACCAACACUCCACUGGGCUUAUACCAGCCUCAAAACAAGCUCAAAACAAACACUUUUCUCACAAGCAUUAAUGACACUAGAGAGCAUUGGAUUUUAAAUCACACCUAUAAUCAUAGGACUGCUUUAAUGGAAACCGCUGAGCUUUCGAAGAAAGACAGUGCAAAGAUUGCGCUUCAGUCUCUUCACGAAGUGUCGCCUUCGCUGAAAUGGAUCUCUCUGGUCAGCCUGCUGGUGUAUGUAGCUGGAUUCUCCAUCAGCUUGGGACCAAUGGUUCAUGUUGUUUUAAGUGCAAUCUUUCCUACUGGCAUCCGGGGGAAGGCUGUAUCUGUCAUCUCCGCCUUUAACUGGGCCACAAAUUUGCUCAUAUCGAUGACCUUCCUUACCCUGACAGAGCGGAUCGGCCUCCCUACUGUCAUCUUCUCCUACUCUGCUAUGAGCUUCCUGUUGGUGGUGUUUGUGAUUGUGUUUGUGCCAGAGACCAAAGGCCGAUCAUUGGAACAGAUCUCAAAGGAACUUGCAAUGAAGAAUCACCUGAGAGGCACAUUGCUGUGUCACAGAAGAAAACACAAAGCUACAGCACAGCCCUCACAGGAGGAAAAAGCCCUCGCAACAGUUUGACUUUUUACCUAGAUGAAGAGUGAAAGAGCAACUGAUCAGACAGCUGAACCUGUGACUGCACCAAUCAGAGAAUUGAAGAUAUCUGCCUGAUUUAUGUUGUGCUUUCCCCAUUUAAGAAAAAUGUAACAUGCCAAUCUGAUUCAUUGUAUUCUUCAUGUAUUUUAAGUAAUUCUGGAUUUAUAUGGAGCUUUUACUACUCACUGUUAUGAAACUCUGGAAGGAAACUGUGCAAUCAUUAGCAUAAUCAUGCCAUGGCAUGUCCAAGGCAAGUUCUGUGGCAAAGUCACAUAUCAGUGUUUGUGUGCUGAACAUUACCAUAAAUAACAGUUUAAAGUAUGGCAUGAGAUGCCUUGUAUAAUCAUGUUACACAAUUGUGAAUCAACAUGUUAUGUAAUAUUUCAAAAUUAUAUUGUUGGUUGUUCAUAAAAGUUGUCCGAAUGGUUUUGACCAGAGAAA
Danio rerio (zebrafish) is the source of this 2535-nucleotide messenger RNA. The record is from RefSeq and is a predicted model, not a curated record. NCBI's taxonomy places the organism in Eukaryota, Metazoa, Chordata, Actinopteri, Cypriniformes, Danionidae.